Molecule: messenger RNA, 402 nt
Organism: Cyclocybe aegerita
Lineage: Eukaryota; Fungi; Basidiomycota; Agaricomycetes; Agaricales; Hemipholiotaceae
Source: the annotation of a GenBank genome assembly
AUGUCGGUUGGCGCUGUCAUCGAGCAAUUCAUCAAGGCCAUCAACGACCGUGACUUUGCCACUCUCGAGGGACUGGGUGCCCCCCAUGCCACCUAUUGGACUGCUGGUCCCGAGGGCAAGCUUCCUUCUGCCGGCACCUUGACGUACAGCAAGAGAAUCGGUCACAUGCCCGCAAGUUUCGAACGCAUGAAGUCGUUCAGCUUCAGCCCCAUUGACAUCAUCGUCGACGGCGAGAUCGGAGCGGCCGAGGUUGCGAUCAAAGGAGAAGGGUUGGGCGGUCAAGGAUACGAGAACAGCGCGAUACUCAAAUUCGUCGUGAAGGGAGGCAAGAUCCAUUCAAUCAAGGAGUACAUUGACACCUCACCCAUAUUUGCCCUUAUGGCCGCCUCUGGUGCCGCCUAA